AUUGUUAUUGUAUUUUACUCUUCUUUUAUUUGUUUAUAAUUAUUCACACUACCAGAUUUAAUCAAAUCACAGUUAGCUAAACUUAUUAUAAAUCCGGCAUACUCUUUUAUUAGUUACUGAAUAUUAUUAUAGAGGCCUAGUAAUAGAAAUAAUGAUGGUAUGUUUUACUUUGAAGUAUUAUUAUAUUCUUCCUGCUUUCUUUAUCUAUUAGACUGACAAGAUCUCUGGUCCUUUCUAGGAUUGUGAUCUCUUCUAAGAGAAUACAAGAAAAUUAGGUUGAUAUAAUUUUUGCAUUUUCUUAUGAUCAUGACAUGGUUGCCUUUGACUCCCCCAAACCAGUACCCUGAGUUUGCACUGCAAAUAAUUUUGGGCAUAGCUGUGAAUCCUAGUCCAUGGAGGGAAGAUUUGUUUUAUUAUCACAUUAUUUGCUUGAAAAUCAGGGAAGUGAAACUGGAUAUUGUUAAAUACAAUUUUUGAUGUAAAUGAGAAUUUUGUACAGAUUUAUUACUUGGCAUAUGAUAAGGCGAAAAUGAUGCUUCAGAAAAAUCGUCUAGUGCUGGAGAAGAUUGUGGAAGAACUGCUACAGUAUGAAAUCUUGACAGGAAGGGAUCUCGAAAGAAUUAUUGCAGACAAUGGUGGGAUUCGAGAAAGAGAGCCAUUUUUUCUUUCAAGUACCAGUGCUGAAGAGGCCGUGGUUAGUAGACUUCUCGAUGAAAAAUCAUCGGGUACUGCACUUUUAAAUGCCGCCAACUAGUGUCGAAAAAGAUGUCGGUCGAGUUUCAUGUGCGCUUGGAUGCUAGUCGUUCCACCGGAUAUAAUUAUAAUACAGGCAUAGUUCAAGAGUAGGGCUGACGAGAUUUUUCAAUUUUCCUUCACAAUACUUUUUGGUUUUUCUCCCAGUGUUGUUUGUACAUAAUUAUGUAUUCUAAUGACAUGUUUGGUAAGGUAGAGUGGAAAACGAUAGAUUAUGCAUUUAUGAUUGAUAUGUAAUAAAUAUUUGGAGCAAAUAAAAAACAUAACCCCUCCCUUUUUAAAAA
Molecule: messenger RNA, 1037 nt
Organism: Olea europaea var. sylvestris
Lineage: Eukaryota; Viridiplantae; Streptophyta; Magnoliopsida; Lamiales; Oleaceae
Product: probable inactive ATP-dependent zinc metalloprotease FTSHI 5, chloroplastic
Exons: 3
Coding region: 530-754 (74 amino acids)
Biological process (GO): proteolysis
Molecular function (GO): metalloendopeptidase activity; ATP-dependent peptidase activity; ATP binding
Source: RefSeq, a predicted model, not a curated record